AUGGUAACUCUGAGAUACUUGGAAUACAAAAUUUGAAAAGACGAAAAAAAAAAUAUGGGAAAAGGUGCUGUGAUGCAUGCUUCAACCACCUGUUGAUAUCAUUCUACUCGUCGGAAUUUUCAGUUUUACACGAAAGGUAAGAUUCAUUUUCAAAGAUACCUGGUUACUUUUGAACAGCACUCGGGAUGGGAUCCUACGGACGCGAAAAAACGCAGUGCUGUGGUCGAAAAUGGUGCGUCGGGGACCCUUGUGGGAUCAUUUGCGCCGGAAUCACUUGGUCAGCUUUUUUCUUUCAGUUGUUCUCAAAUAUCAAUUAAUAUAAACUCAUUACUUCAUAUGAUAUAGUUUUUUCGAAAAAGAACCCUCAGCGCAUAAGGCUCAAAUCUGGUUCGGAUUAAGCACUAGAGUUUGCAAAAAAAAAAAACCAAUCUUCCAAAAUUAUUGAUAGCUCAGUAUUUAUGGCCCAUUCCGCGCCAGUUUUUUCUUUGCAGUUUUGUAAAAUUCCGCGCGAGGCGGUCAUGUUUUUAAAGAACAUUAGAAAAAAGGCUACCCUAACAAAUUUUUUUUGCAAUUCUGCCUUUAAUGGUCUUGAAGCGAAGUUGGUCAAAAUUGAUCAAAUUUGGUAUGAGGCUUUUUUGGCGGUAAGAAAAAUGUGGAAAGCUGUCGCGGGAUGGGCUAUAAAAUAAUUAAUUUUUUUGAAGUUUCUUUUUGACGAAAAAGUCGUUUUUUUAAAAUGGUUUUUGGAAAGAUCUCAAUAUUGACAAAUUUUUACAAAAAAACCUUUCGAUUGAUCAAAAUUCAAGCCAAUGUCUUCAUGACGACAUUUUUGAAAGAUCGAAUUUAAUAUUAAUAAAAUCGAAAUGUCGUUCAACUCCCACUUGUUGACUUUCCUUUUUGUGGAAAUGCCAAAUUUCCCUAAUUUCUGUGAAAUUUUGUGAAUAUAUCGAUCAAUAGAUUAGUCGAACCAAAGUUUUUGCCAACUCUAUUGAGCACGACACCGGUAAUAUUUUUUCGCUUCGAGACCUUAAAGCGAGACCGCAUCUGUCAUGGCCCUUCAAACAACAGCUAUCACCUUUCAAAAUGCCAGAUGGACUCUUGGAAACUUCAAUUCACACCUCAUGUGAUAAGACAAUCUAGAUAUUGAGACGUUUCAAUCGGUAAACUUGUUUUUCUUUCUUGAAGCGAUACCGCUUGCCAAAGAACCCAGAAAGCGAAUUUGAACAGAGCUUUGAAAAGUAAAGAAAAUGAACUCAGCUGUUCAUUUUCCAGGCUCCUAAUGCUCUAUGGACAAGUUUGCGUGUUGCUGAUUUUCGUCCACUCCUGGGAGGAAUACACGUUGCACACUUCGAUCAACUUCAUCUUGUUCGAAACCUUCUUGUUCCUGGCCUUUGUGAGCCACGUGAAGGUUGGGAACUUGUGUGUGUAACUGUAGUAGAAGUCCUCUUUGAAGACGAUGUUGACGGAUCCUGGCGCCGUGCCAAAAGGCGACGCCACGGAGGAGUUGAUCGAACGACUCCAGGCCGCCAACGGAAACGAGGUCAGAGGUUUUUGUUUGGGUAUAGUUUUCUGAAAUACACAAUACUGACUAGUUCGGUCAUUCACUGCUUUAUUUCCAUACUUGAGUAUUUUGAAACAAUUUUUCGAUGGUAUGAAAUAAAAACCAACGAACUUUUGAACGGCGACUUUCCGGUUUUUUUCAUAUUGCUAAGGAGUUUUCCGACUUUUUGGUUCUCGAUAACCUUUUUCAUUUCUUUUGAAGAGAAUAUUAGAAUAAAAAUCUUGGAUGAAAUUCGCUCAACUGGAACUUUCCUCCCAAUGAAUGGUGCAACCAACGGCUCGACGAACCAUACACGAAACUACUGAGAAUACAUUUUCUUCGAAUUCAUGCUAUCCUCAUUUAUUCAGGUGAUCUACAAAUGCCAAAAAUGCUGCAGCAUCAAACCGGAAAGAGCACAUCAUUGUUCUGUGUGUGAAAGGUUGUUUUUUUUUUUUUUCUUCUGAGAUUUUUUUGAUGAAAACCUCCUUUACCUCACUGUGUGGCUUUCUGAGAGCAUUUAUCUCUGUAUAAUUGAAGUUUUUCGUGCUGAACCCAUUAAUCAGACGAAACUCAAGAAUUAAUUUAAAAAGAAAAUAAUUUUUAAAAAAAUGAAAUGAUUGAUUUUUUUUUUCUCAAAUAGCUCUCUUGAGAGAAGACACCGAAUGGUUUUUUGGACCAGAAAACAAACUGUGAAACGUAAUGAAAUGUUAUAUGGACGCAAUUCCUCUAGUUUUUUUCAUUUUUCAAUUUUGAAACAGGUGCAUCCGGAGGAUGGAUCAUCAUUGUCCGUGGGUCAACAACUGCGUCGGAGAGGCGAAUCAGAAGUUUUUCGUUCUGUUCACGGUAUAAAUAGUUCCAGUUUAUUUCCUCAUUACUGAAACUACACUAAUUUCACUUCUAGUUUGGGUAAAGUCGGAAUGGUGGAUAAUGGCCACUUAAAAGGAGAGGCUCAAAAAAAGGCCGCUGAAUGGCAGAAAAAAGAGCCCAUUUAUCGAGCCUUUCAUUUUUUCAAAAAUUUCAAAGGCUCAAUAAGUGGUCGAAAAAGGGAGGGGUAGCAAAAAUGAUGUAUAACAGCCGAUAAAAUGGCGCAAAAAGGCAGAAAAAAAGGAAAAUUUCUAUGGAGCCUUUUCCAUCCUUUCCGACUUUACCUCUGAAAAAAGUUUCAGUUCAAUGUUUUCCAUGAAAGAUUGUUCUUUGAUUCCAGGACCUCUUUCUGAGUGAAAGAGCAACUUUUUAUGAACGACAAAUCUGAAAUUCUGAGCGAUUUCGGAAGAAGAACUUUUCUUGUUGUAGAUGUACAUCGCGUUGGUUUCGCUGCACGCCCUUUACUGGGGCAUCUGGCAGUUUGUCCUGUGCGUUGGGGUUGAAUGGCAAGGCUGCAGCGCUCUUGGCCCUCCAGGGACCACUCUCAUGCUCGUAGGCUUCAUAUUUUUUAAGGCACUCUGACUGUUUUCCAGAUUUUCUUGUUGUUCGAAGCCAUUCUGUUCGCUAUUUUCACAUCGGUCAUGUUCGGAACUCAAAUAUCGUCUAUUUGCAGCGAUGAAACAACUAUCGAAGCGUAUAAGAGGUUUUUUAUUGGCUUUUUUGGAGUACGCUUUUCAAAAAUAAAGUGACAAUAUAAAAUUUCAGUUUCGCGUAGUCGAAUUCGUAGAAAUUCUUCAUCUCUCUUUUUGAGUUUAAUGACAAAAAUUGAACCUCAAAUAAAAAAAUGGAGCGCUUGAAACCGAAAAAUUUUUUUGUUCAGUUUCGCAAAAAAACGGCGUCAAUUCUUAGUUAUUUUGAAAAAGUUUCCAUAUUUAUUAGUUCUAGCAAAACUAAAUAGAAAUCGCUGGAUCAGAAAAAAAAACCUUACGAUUAUUUUUCCUAUGCUUGUCUUGUUAAUUCACACUAUUCACCACUCGAAAAACUGGGAAUGAUAUGUUUGAGUCUCUUCUUUGCGCACACUGAUUCGCUUAGCGGAUAAGGUUCCUGUUUAACAUUGUUUCAAUAUCCUGAUAUGGAGCGCCAAAAGGGCGUCACACCUCUUUCUCUGACCUACACUAUUUCGUCUUUAUCUAGCUGCGAGAAAACGACGAAAUAGUGCAUUUCAGAGAAAAUGUCAGAGCACUUUAGAAAAAGUGGGACAACUGGAAAAAGGGGCUAUGUUUGAAAACUUUGCUCUGGCUUCAAUUUAUCUUUCCGUCUCUCAAAUAAACUUAUAAUUUUGUUAUCUAGAUGCUAUCGUUUUUUUUCCUCAGAGAAUUUCUAUAACUGAUCCGCGGCUAGCUUGGGACGCAAAAAGGCUUGGCCUGUCUGCUUUCUCCACUAACCCGGCACUGUUUUCUCAUCGUGUCAAGACCCUUUUUCUGAUGCCUCAAGUCAACCGUGAAUCAGUUAUAAUCGAGAAGACUCACAAGGUUUCAUUAUGGUAACUGUAAAAUCACUAUUUGUAGAGGAGGCGACGAAAGAGUUCGCAACAACUCCUGGAAGAACAUGCAGAUGGUUUUUGGCGGGCCGUUCAGUUUACGCUGGCUCAACCCGCUGGCCGACCCCUACUUCUUGAGACCUUCCUUCGAAUAUUCUGUUUGA
Caenorhabditis auriculariae is the source of this 4105-nucleotide messenger RNA. The record is from the annotation of a GenBank genome assembly. Lineage: Eukaryota; Metazoa; Nematoda; Chromadorea; Rhabditida; Rhabditidae.